ACGCACACACCCUCCCUCCAUCCCUCUCAUAUAUUGUCCUUAGCCACGCACAGCACCAGAGCACGUGCGUGCUCCCUUUUCGAUUCGAACCAAGAUGUUGAGCGCUGGCGGCAUGGUGCCCGGGGCAGGGGGGCUCAAGGGCUCCUUGGUCCUCAUCCCUAAGAAGGCGCUCGAUUUCCACGACUUCCAUGGCACCGCCAUGGACGGCGGCACCGACACGGAGCUCUUCGGCGGCAGAGUCACCUGCCAGCUCAUCAGCUCCACCCUUCGCGGCCGCGCUGCAGGCAAGGCGAGCCGCGGGGAGGUGGGCGAGGAGGCAAACCUGGAGCCGUCUCUCCUCCUGAAGAAGAGCCUGCUGAGCGUCCCGACGGGCGAGGAGACGUUCGAGGUGACCUUCAACUGGUCCAUGGAGUUGGGCGUGCCGGGCGCCAUCAUCGUCAAGAACAACAGCGACACCGAGUUCUACCUCAAGACCAUCACCCUCGACGACGUGCCCGGCCACGGCGGCGCCGUCGUCUUCGUCGCCAACUCUUGGGUCUACCCGCAGGCCAAGUACAGCUACAACCGCGUAUUCUUCGCCAACGACACGUACCUGCCGCACCAGAUGCCGGCCGCGCUCAAGCCGUACCGCGACGACGAGCUCCGGAACCUGAGGGGCGACGACAAGCAGCAGGAGGGGCCCUACGAGGAGCACGACCGCGUCUACCGCUACGACGUCUACAACGACCUCGGCGACGCCCGCGACGUCCUCGGUGGCUCCAAGCACCUCCCCUACCCGCGCCGCGGCCGAACCGGCCGGAAGCCCUCGCCCAACAAGCCCGACCACGAGAGCUGGGGGGAGACCGUCUACGUUCCACGUGACGAGCAGUUCGGGCACCUCAAGGCUGACGACUUUCGGGACAACACCAUCACGGCGCUGGUGGGCACCAUCAUGCCGAUCAUCUGCACGCUGCUCGACGACACCAAGGGCGAGUUCGACACCUUCGGUGACAUCCUCAAGCUCUACACGGACGGCAUCGAGGUGCGCAACAUCCCGGUCCUCGAGGAGGAGGGCAACAUCCCGGCCCAGCUCCAGCUCCAGCUCGUCAAGGACCUCAUCACCCCCAUGGCCCUAGACGAUUGCUUAUACAAGCUCAAGCUCCCCAGGCCGCACAUCAUCAACGAGGACGAGAAAGCAUGGAUGACCGAUGAUGAGUUCGCGAGGGAGAUGCUGGCCGGCGUCAACCCCUUGAUGAUCAAACGCCUCACCGAGUUCCCUCCCAAGAGCACUCUGGAUCCUAGCAAGUACGGCGACCACACCAGCACCAUCACCGAGGCGCACAUCGGCGAGCGACUCGAGGGCCUCACCGUGCACCAGGCGCUCACCAGCAACAGGCUCUACAUCGUGGACCAGCACGACAACCUGAUGCCGUUCCUCAUCAACAUCAACAAGCUCGAGGGCAGCUUCGUGUACGCGACCAGGACCCUGCUCUUCCUGCGAGGGAACGGCACACUCGCGCCGGUCGCCAUCGAGCUCAGCUCGCCCCGGCUACAGGGUGACCUGACCACCGCGGAGAGCACCGUGUACACGCCUGAGGACACCGGCGUCGAGGGCUGGAUAUGGCAGCUCGCCAAGGCCUACGUCGCCGUGAACGACUACGGCUGGCAUCAGCUCAUCAGCCACUGGCUCAACACGCACGCGGUGAUGGAGCCCUUUGUCAUCGCGACUAACAGGCAGCUCAGCGUGACCCACCCGGUGCACAAGCUCCUGCACCCGCACUACCGCGACACCAUGAACAUUAACGCCAAGGCCCGGGGCUUGCUCAUCAGCGCCAACGGCGUCAUCGAGAUGACAGUGUUCCCGGGCAAGCACGCUAUGCCCAUGUCUUCCAUGGUCUACAAGAACUGGAACUUCACCGAACAAGCUCUGCCCGACGAUCUAAUCAAGAGGGGCAUGGCAGUGGAGGACCCAUCGAGCCCGCACAAGGUGCGGCUGCUGAUCGAAGAUUACCCGUACGCCGCGGACGGGCUCGCCGUCUGGCAUGCGAUUGAGCAGUGGGUAGCAGACUACCUGAGCAUCUACUACCCCAACGAUAGCGUGCUGCAGGGCGACGUGGAGCUACAAGCAUGGUGGAAGGAGGUGCGGGAGGUCGGGCACGGCGACCUCAAGGAUGCGGCGUGGUGGCCCAAGAUGCAGACAGUGGCGGAGCUGAUCAAGGCCUGCGCCACCAUCAUCUGGAUAGGGUCGGCGCUCCACGCGGCCGUCAAUUUCGGGCAGUACGCGUACUCAGGCUACCACCCCAACAAGCCGUCCAUGAGCCGCCGACCGAUGCCGGUGCCGGGCAGCACGGAGUACGCGGAGCUGAGGGACAACCCGGAGCUGGCGUUCAUCCACACCAUCACCAGCCUGUUCCAGGCCCUGGUGGGCAUCUCGCUGAUGGAGAUCCUCUCCAAGCACUCCUCCGACGAGGUGUACCUGGGUCAGCAUGACACGCCGGCCUGGACGUCAGACGCCAAGGCACUCGAGGCGUUCAAGCGGUUCGGGGCCAGACUGGUGGGCAUUGAAAAGCAGGUGGACGACAGGAACAAAGAUUCGCGGCUGAAGAACCGCAUCGGGCCGGCCAAAUUCCCAUACAUGCUGCUCUUCCCCAACACCUCCGACCACACGGGCGAGGCCGUGGGGCUCUCGGCCAAGGGCAUCCCAAACAGCAUCUCCAUCUGAGGAGGUCCAUCUCUGCUUGCACCGGAACUAGUGUGGGAGUUCUGCCAGUGCAUGCUUGCCAUGACCUCAAUAAGGCAAUAAUGCGUGCACGACGGAUCCGAUCGACAUGCGGAAGCGCAGCUGGCUACUGCUUACUGGUUAAUGCAUCGUCGUUUAGAGAAAAUUGCCCUUCUUUUUCCCAAUAAUAAGAUCUAUGUUGCGAUGCUCUGUUUGUCAAAAUAUAGUCCAACCCUCCGGUAUUGUUAUAGUCUUCGGCUUGGGCGUUUUAAGCUCCUAUAUGUUACCUCUAUUUUUUUGGUCCAAGUUCAAGUUUUCCAAAUAGUA
Triticum aestivum (bread wheat) is the source of this 3025-nucleotide messenger RNA. RefSeq names its product putative linoleate 9S-lipoxygenase 3. Gene Ontology annotation, biological process: lipid oxidation. NCBI's taxonomy places the organism in Eukaryota, Viridiplantae, Streptophyta, Magnoliopsida, Poales, Poaceae. The transcript has 7 exons. The record is from RefSeq and is a predicted model, not a curated record. Bases 95 to 2701 code for a protein of 868 amino acids. Gene Ontology annotation, molecular function: protein binding; metal ion binding; oxidoreductase activity, acting on single donors with incorporation of molecular oxygen, incorporation of two atoms of oxygen.